This is a messenger RNA of Lathyrus oleraceus (garden pea), 858 nucleotides long. Its product is annotated as MYB-like transcription factor 4. NCBI's taxonomy places the organism in Eukaryota, Viridiplantae, Streptophyta, Magnoliopsida, Fabales, Fabaceae. The transcript is spliced from 3 exons. The coding region runs from base 1 to 654 and encodes 217 amino acids. The record is from RefSeq and is a predicted model, not a curated record.
AUGAGAAAGCCUUGUUGUGACAAAGAAAACAUCAAUAAAGGUGCUUGGUCUAAGCAAGAAGAUCAAAAGCUUAUUGAUUAUAUACAAGUUCAUGGUGAAGGAUGUUGGGGAUCCAUUCCUAAAGCUGCUGGGUUGUAUCGUUGUGGCAAAAGUUGUAGACUAAGAUGGUUAAACUACUUACGACCAGAUAUCAAACGUGGAAUCUUUGAUCAAGAUGAAGAAGAUCUCGUCAUUAAACUACAUGCCCUCCUUGGCAAUCGGUGGGCACUCAUUGCUGGAAGAUUGCCAGGACGUACAGAUAAUGAGGUGAAGAACUAUUGGAAUUCUCAUAUUCGUAGAAAGCUCAUAAAAAUGGGAAUUGAUCCAAAUAAUCACAAGCUACACAAAGGCUUACCUAGUAUUAAUCCUCAUGUUUCUAAUGCUGGCACAUCAUCAAUAUGUGACGAGGCCAUGAACAAAGAUAUCAAUAAUAAUAGUAAUAAUAAACUCUCCUUCAACAAAUCGUUUGAUGCUAUGAGAAAGAUAGAAGCAUCGAAAAAUAAUUCUUCGUCCUCUUUGAAUCUUGACUUAACCAUUGCUUUACCUUCAAAGGAUUGUGAGUCUCAGAGGACUAGAGAUAUGGAUACGGAUACAGAUAUUGAUCUUAAUUGUUAAUAUGUAUACACUUCACGGUGUUUUGUAUGAGAAUAUAUAGUACUAGUGUGUAACUAUUAAGCAAGAAAAAUAAAGAGUUACAUGGCAGGAUUUGAUUCUAGAAAAAUUGAUUAGUUGGUUAAUCAAUUAAUUGGGCUUCUGUAACGAAAUUUGAGGUGUGCGAGAGAUUUUUAUUUUCUCCAAGUUAAGGUCUCAAUGCAAGAG